AUGCAAUAAACAACAUCAAUUAGUAAAAGGAUUGCUACUUUAUUUCAUAAUAUAAAGGGAAUCUACAAGAAAGAUUCUUCAGCAACAUAAGUGGAGGGAUAGAAAGAAUUCUAAGAAUAUGUCGAUUAUUUAUUAGAAAGAGGGAUGAGAAUUAAUAAUUUGCGAUUGGCUUAAUUUAGAACAAGAAACAAUCUACCUUAUUUAGGAUUACAAACUAUUCAGAAAAUUGAAACUGAUUCAAUUCUUGUAUCCGUGCCAAGAGAAUUGAUGUUGACCACUAAAAUUGCAUAUUUUUCUGAUAUUCAAGAAAUCUUUGAUGCUUAUCCUUAAUUUUUUUGUUAGCAUUGUGCAGGAGGAUGGCAGGAUAGAAUCCUACUCACAUAUAUAUUAUACCAAUCUUAAUUAGGGAGAUAAUCAUAAUGGUAUCAUUUAAUUUCUAACUUACCAAAAGAUAUAGACUACUUGAUAUUUUGGUCUGAGUAGGAACUAAAAUUAUUGAAUGAUGAAAAACUUAUUUUGAAAGCCAAGAGAGAUUUGCAAGAUUUCUUAUUGAUCUAAAAAACAUUAACGCAUAUUUUGGAUCAGUUUCCUUAACAUUUUUAAAAAGAAACUUAUAGUUUUGAAAAUAUCAAGUGGAUAUUCAUACAUUUGGUAAGUAGAUGUUUUGGAUCCACUUUAGAACAAGUAGCUUUUGUUCCAUUUUGUGAAAUGUUUAAUCAUGAGAAUACUGAUGUGAGAUACAAAGGUUUAUAUUUAGAAAGUAACAUCAAUAAACCCAAAGAUGAUAAGGAAUCAGAUACUAAUGAAUCAGAUGAGUCAGAUGGUGAUAGCGAUUCAUAUGAGUAAGAAGAUUACUAAUACCCAUUUGAAAUUUAAGAGCAAAUCAAAAUUUACAAAUAGAAGACCCCAACCUAUAAACUAAUUGAGUAAGAGUUAACCGUGUAUUAAAAUUAAGUGGACUAUUAAGAUCCUGAUGCAAUAACAAAAUUGAGACUUUAUCAAGAAAAAUGCAAUAAUAGAAUAGAAUUAUAAAUUUUAUAUUUGAAGAAUAAAAGAUGGUUUUAGGAAAACUUAAAUUUAAGAGACAAUUUUACAAUCAUAUUUGUUUCUAAGACUUUAGAGUAUAUCCAGGACUAAAUUAAAUUAUAUGAAGUCGAUGCUUUGUCUUAUGAAUAGGUGUCAGCUAUCAUCUAAAAUGUAACAUAGAAUUCAGAACUGUAUUUAGAAAAAGUAAAAGAAUAUGCUUAUUAAAAACUCAAAGAAAAAAAUUAUUAACUCAAGUAAUUUGAAAUUCCAGAAUAACCAUCAGCAAUAGAAACUGUUGAUGAGAUGUUAGAAGUGGGUAUUCCUGAAAAUGUCAAGCCUUUUGAAGCUAAAGUGGAUUGGAAAGAGGAUUAAUUUGAUAAUUUUGUAAUAAAAUGUUCAAGCAAAGAUGAAUUUGAAAAAGAUGCUUAAGCAUACUUUUCGUAUGGAACAAUCUCUAAUAGAUCGUUGUUAUUACGAUACGGGUUUACUCUAGAAUACAAUAUAUACGAUUAUGUGGAAGUGAAAUCAUAAUAUAUUUAAUACAUACCAUAUGCAAGUGAUAUUGCAGAAUACUUCCAAUUGUCCAAGUACAUGAAAUUCAAAAUUAAGUAUACUAGAAUCAACGAUGAUUUAUUAAUGUAUUUUAAAAUGCUAAACUGGUAAUAUGACUAAGGCAUUUCAUAUCUAUUUGAUGAUAUUUAUGAUAGUGUAAUUAUCAAUUAAGCUUACAAUUUAAUUGAAACAUAUCAUUCAGAUCAUUAUAAAGAAACCCUAAAAAGUUAAAAAGAAAAACUUACAGAUUCAAAAUUAAAUUAUCAUGAUUAUUUCGCCUUAAUUUAUCAAAUUGAAAAAUAAAGAAUACUUGAGGCUUAAUUAGAGGCACUUUAGAUUUUGAAAUGUAAGAUAGAGAAAAAGGAGUAUGGCGAAUAAUAGUUUGAAUGGAGUUCAUAUUUAGUAGAAAGGUUCAAAAAUUGA
Molecule: messenger RNA, 2001 nt
Organism: Paramecium tetraurelia
Lineage: Eukaryota; Ciliophora; Oligohymenophorea; Peniculida; Parameciidae
Exons: 5
Biological process (GO): peptidyl-lysine monomethylation
Cellular component (GO): nucleus
Molecular function (GO): protein-lysine N-methyltransferase activity
Source: RefSeq, a predicted model, not a curated record